Molecule: messenger RNA, 1234 nt
Organism: Acanthaster planci (crown-of-thorns starfish)
Lineage: Eukaryota; Metazoa; Echinodermata; Asteroidea; Valvatida; Acanthasteridae
Product: monocarboxylate transporter 12-like
Biological process (GO): transmembrane transport
Molecular function (GO): monocarboxylic acid transmembrane transporter activity
Source: RefSeq, a predicted model, not a curated record
AUUUUGANCUGACACCUGGAUGAUUGGCAGUCUUAUUACUGCCAUGAAUGCUGUGGCAGGUUUUGCAGGUCCCCUGUCUGGACCAUUAGAUGGUAUUUUUGGAACUCGCACUGUGGUCAUAAUGAGUGGUCUCCUUAGUGGCUCGUCUCUGAUACUCUCGUCUUUCUCAACCAGCACACUGCAUCUGGCACUAACGUUAUCCUUAUUGACAGGGCCUGGUUUGUCUAUCAUCUCUAUUUUGACCAGAGCAAUGGCCAGUCAUCACUUCACCACAGGCUAUGCCAUGGCUACUGGUAUUGGGAGUUCAGGCCAUGCAGUGGGCAUGAUGCUCAUUGGGCCCCUGACUCAAGUACUUUUAGACACCUAUGGCUGGCGAGGUGCUAUGCUACUUCUAGGGGCUAUCAGCAUGCAUCUUGGUGCAUUUGGCUUCCUGCUACGAUCAGCACCAGAGUCAACACGGGCACGAGACAAGUACCGACCAAUCGUGACCAGGGAAGAAGAAUGAGUCGCCUACCAGCCAAUCAAGAAGCUUUAAUGCUAAGAAGAAAUCACGACUCCACAUCUUAAAGGAAACUAUCUUUGCGCGAGUGACUCUUCUUGGGUGGGCAGUUUGUGGCCGCGUCGAGUUCUGGAUUGCUGUUCCCGUUUUUGGGAGUGAUUAUUUUGUGUCUAAUAUGUGGAUAAUCUACAUUGUGUCUUAUGCCAAGGCUAAAGGUUUUUCUGGAUACGAAGCUGUGACGUUUAGUCUAGCUGGGGGAAUAGGAAAUGUGGUUUUCAAGAUUGUCUUUAGCCUGAUUUUAUACAAAGGGCUGCUGAAGAUGCGACCCAGUUUGUUUGUGACCACCAUUGCCUGCUCUGUGACUUUGCUGACCCUUCCUUGGAUGAGCACAUACUGGAUUAUGAUGAUCAACGCUUUCCUCUACUACGGCCUCAGCGGAAUGAUAGCAAUACUGGGUGACAUUUACACUCGUGAUCUGUUCGGAGAUGAAAAUUUAGUUCCUGCUUUCAGCUGGCUAGCUGUUUUUACAGCAGCCUUGACAAUUGCGUUUGGCUUUUUCCCAGGGUUGAUGUUCGACCUUACUGGAAGCUACGACCUGGCAUUCGUCAUCUUGGGAUGUGUAUCGAUUCUACCGCUGGUGUCGCUCUUUGCGGAAGCGCUUUUAAGCCGACGAAAGGGGCGACCACUUUAAAUGUCCUCGACAUUGUUGGUCACAUAUUCGCUUAGUGGCUAAGA